AUGGCACCAGUAAUGAUUUCUCUCAGAAAUGUUGCUUCAACUGGUGGGCUGCUUAUUGCCCUGGUGGCGUUGUGGUACCUGUAUCGUGGAUACUGCGUGCGAAGACGCUUCCAGAGAUUGCAGAAGCAGGGAGUUCAUCACCCAAUUUUCGGGCAUCUCAUCGCUGUCGGCAAGCUCAUGGCAGACAUACCCAAGGAUGCCCACGGCGAUUAUCUUAUGGUUCUCGUCCAAGACAACUGGCAAUACCUAUUCCCUAGCUGCAAGCGCUGUCCACCGGCGGCCUACCUCGAUCUCUGGCCCUUUUCGCCGCCUAUGAUUCUCAGCCUGCACCCGGACGUGUCGGCACAAUUCACGCAGGACUUUAGCCUUGACAAGGCGCACAGUACGGCCGCAUUUCUGUACCCCUUGACGGCCAACCUGGACGUGUCAUCAAGUAAUGGUUCGCAGUGGAAGCUGCGACGGCGGCGCAUAUCUCCAGGGUUCAGCAUGCAGAAUAUCACGUUGCGUGUGCCAGAUCUGCUCGAGGAGGUGGAGGUUUUUGUGGACGUACUGCGACGGGCAGUGGGCAAGGACGGUGGCUGGGGGCCCGUAUUCCCUCUUGAAAAGAAGGCGACGCUCCUGACUCUCGACAUUAUCGGCCGCUUCACCUUGGAUGUGCGAUUGCACGAGCAGACGUCUCCUCUGACGCCGUUCUCUGCCGGGAUGCUAGAUGUUAUUCCGCGGCUGUCUUUCCACAUGCACAUCGGCAACGUCCUAACGGCACUGAAUCCAUGGCAGCAGUUGAGGGUGUGGUGGGACAACCGCAUGAUGGACAACUACCUGCUGCCGAUGCUGAAAGCUCGUAUUGCUGCGUUAGGGAAUGACUCCGGGCCGAGUGACGAGAAGCUGAGCAAAAACCACAAGACGCGCACCGUGAUCGACAUCCUGGUGCGUGCAAUGGCCGACGACCGGGAGGACGAGAGCAUGUUUCUGGCUUAUGCAUUGGCCGAGACGAAGCACACAAUACGACGGGCCUUCAGCCUGGCGUGGAUCUUCCACAUUCUGGCGCUCCACCGAGAUGUGCUGGACAAGGUCCGGGCAGAGCACGAGUCAGUGCUAGGACCGGACCCUGCGGCAAGCCUUCGUGCGUCUCCACAACUGCUCGGUCAACUCGUGUACACCGGCGCGGUCAUCAAGGAGAUGAUGCGCGUGCACACCAAUGUUGGCACGAUGCGCGAGGGCGCACCGGGCUUCCAGCUGUACGGCCCAGCCAGCUCAGGCUUCGAGGGCGUCGCAUUCCCUACCGAAGGCUGUGUCGUCUGGGACGGCAAUUUUGCCAUCCACCGCAACGCAGCGUUGUGGCCGCGGCCCACGGAGUUUGUGCCAGAGCGGUGGCUGACAACAGACCGGUCGGACCCGUUGCACCCGCGGCACAAUGCAUACAGGCCGUUUGAGCAAGGGCCGCGCAACUGUGUGGGACAGCAUCUGGUGGUGACGGAAAUGAAGAUGGUGGUGGCGUUGGUGGUGUGGGAGCUAGAGCUGGAGCCGGCGUGGGACGAAAGGGACGCGCAGGGAAACACACACAAGAAAGAGACAGUCUGGGGCGAGAGGCUGUAUCAAGUCAGCCGAAACGGGCCCCCGCAUGUGAAGGACGGGAUGCCGGUGCACGUUCGACUCCGACAGGCAGCAUUUUGA
Molecule: messenger RNA, 1674 nt
Organism: Grosmannia clavigera kw1407
Lineage: Eukaryota; Fungi; Ascomycota; Sordariomycetes; Ophiostomatales; Ophiostomataceae
Product: taurine catabolism dioxygenase family protein
Exons: 4
Coding region: 1-1674 (557 amino acids)
Molecular function (GO): protein binding; oxidoreductase activity, acting on paired donors, with incorporation or reduction of molecular oxygen; monooxygenase activity
Source: RefSeq, a predicted model, not a curated record